CAAGGCUUCUAGAGUAUGUGGUGCCAGCUCAGUACACUGGUACUUUGAAGCCUCUCUACAGAUGCCUUAGGGAACUGGCUGAGAAAAAGCAGCAGGAAGGAGAAGAAGCUGCUUGCCUCGACUACGGUGGAUGAGUGAGACUCCCUACACCCCAGGGGCUGCUGGCACGACUCCUGGUAGUAGCCUCAUCCCCUUAUGCAGGAGAAGGACACGGAUGUGCUGCCUUGCAGUUACUACAGGCCCUGCACCACAAUAUCCAUGCAACAGUGGGUGAGAUGUGGGUAGUAAAGAUCCCAUCUCUGCUGCAGUACAUUGAAGGUAAAGUGCUAGUUAGGAGGAGUGCAGUCCAUGGAGAAUAGAAGGGAAGCCAGAAAAAGCAGCUUCAUAUUGACAGGUGUUGUGCCAUUCCUGUUGCAGUCCAUGGGAACAGUGGGGAAUUGAAAUUGGGCUUCUAGGCCCUCACUUUUCCUUCAUCUGGAUAACUGUGAACCACUGGGGUAAAUCCAGAGUUGAACCACUGAAGCCAAUUCAAUCCGGGCAGAAUCAGGCCAGGAAGGUUUCAGCUGGAUGGAAAUUCUACAGCGGUUUCCCCCACACCUUUGCUAGGUUAUUAAUUGAGAAGGUGAAUACACAUGAAGCUGGAGGUUAGUGAACUAUUUUGGGGUUACAUAUAUAGUCUGAUUUUGCAAACUGAAUGUUUCUGAAAAUUAAACCCCAUGUUUACUUUCAGGGGUGAUUCAAUUAAAAAACCCAGAGUUUUUCUUUCUGUAAGGAAACCUGAGCCAUAAAAGCUAGGUUGGCCAAGUGGGUGCCCUAUGUAGAAUCUAGGUAUUGUGGGCCUAAUAAUGUCUUUCAGCAAUUUUACAGUGGUAUGAAUCUAUUGAUCUCUGUGGAAAAAACCCUUCAGUCAGCGUAGGCUGUGUCUACACUAUGGGUUUAUGCCAGCACAGCUCCAAUGACAUGGCUGUGCCAGUAUAGUCUCUGUGGAGUAUGACAGACCCUACGUGGAGCACAAACCCAAUAUGUUUCUGAUGAAUGUUGAACCCCACAAUGUUCAAGUGGGUUUGAUAUUCAAAAAAAGGUUUAAAAAUGAGCUGUAUCUUCCCUAGUUGUUGUUGCUGUACAGAGUCCCCAGUACUACCUUGUGCCGACAUUAAAGAAGGGUAGGUUAGAGCUGGACAUUCAGAAACAGGGCCAGAUUCUCAGCUGAUGUAAUUCAGUAUAAUUCCAUUGACUUCAGUGAAGCUACACUGAUUUACAUCAAGUUAGGAUCAAGUCCAGUAUCUCUUAUUAUGCAGGAAAAGGUUGUAUUCAUAUUAAACCCAGUCUUCUGAUGUGUUGAACAGUUUUGUGAGGUGCUAAGCACCCUUGGCUCCCAUUAAAGUCAACAGGAAUUGGGAGUGCUCAGCAUCUCACUCCUGGUGGGUUGACUGACCCUGAAUAAAAAUGCCAGCAGGGUACAUAACAUGAUACUUUCUGUUAGUCCAACAAAGAACGUUGGCGUAGGUCCCAUUUAGCCUUGAAAGCCCAGGUAUGUUACAGCUUGGCAGAGCAGGGGUCUUAGAAGGGCUGACUGCAAAGGAGAUUCCUGGGAUGAUUCUUCUUGCUAACCUAGGUGACAUUAUUGUUUUGCCUUCUGCUUCAUAGGAAACACAGAGAAUUCCCUAGACCAUGCACAGUGGGAGCACAUGCUGCUUCAGUUCCUAAGAACAUCUCUGGAGAUGAUAGACGACAGUGCCUGGAGCAGCCAGAUAAACCUUGAAUUGAGCCAGCAGAUGGCCGGCUACGCCAGCCCCUUGAAAGAGAAGGGAGUCAUUUCCAUCCUCGCAUUCUCUGCUGAGAGCCACUUGGACCUCACCCUGAACGCACUUCACGAGUUUGGGGCUGCAAGAGCAAAGUUAAGAUUUCUGGGUUCAUCAGCCGCCUGAAGGACUACCACCAUGGGAAAAGAGGCAAGACUCGCAGCACCCUGAUGCUGACAUACAGCAGCAUGGCUGUCCAUGCUCCAAAAGACCAGCUUCUCUCCCGAGUAGAGGCAGACAUCACAGGGAACAUCCUUCACCAUUACAGAGCCAGUUGUCAGGUGCUGGGCAUCACUGUUGGGAACAAGGACAUGUACCUAAAAUUAACCCUCAUCCAGAAUGUCAUGGAGAUUAGCUGUGCCAUCUUGGAGACCAGAGACUCCCAGGAGUUCAAAUUCUCUUACAAACUGGAGCUCCUUGGCUACAUGCUGGACUUCAUUAAAAAGGAACCACUGGAUUCCAUGGCAUCUCCAGUUCGCUACAAGGCAAUGCUUGCCAUUGAACAUCUGAGCAAACUCAAACCAUCUAUGACCUUGGAGAAAAACCGUGAGCUCCUUGAUCAGUGUUUCAAAAGUUUAUUUCCCCUUCCUCCCUUGGAGAAGAUGAAAGAGGAAGCCGAGACAGCAAAGGAUGCUCUGCUUAUACAAUCACUGUACGUGAGGUCCUUGGAAGCCCUUGGCAAGCUAACGAAGGCUUUGCUGGAGGAAGAACCAACCGCAGACUGGUUCCAGGAAAUGUUUGAAGCUCUUACACUGUGUGAAUGACUGCGCUAUCUGGGCAGCAUGCUCCAGUAGGGUGAGACGACCACGCUAAUGAAACCCACAGAUGAACCCAGUUCUAACCUACAACCGGCGAGUCACAAACCCAAACCCAGAGAAAUAACAGAGGAGCCACCUGCGAACGAUCUUGGAAAAAUGCUGUCAGUACAACUGGGGAGCAUCCAUUGCAGCACAAGAGUGAGAGUGGGCAGCAGAUAAGACUUGAUACGAACUUGAUGCUUGACAUGAGAAAACGAGACAGCUCAAGCAGCACAACCCAGUGCCUAGACUCUAUGGUGACGUGUGCUGUAGAAAUGUGAUUGAUCAAUGUCGUCAUGGCAUAGCUUCCACAGAGCACCAGCUGUCUCAGAUCAUCCAUGCACCUCAUAUUUGUAGUGCCCCUUUCCACCUGAUGACCUCCUUUAAUGCCAACCUCCUGAUGGACUUUGAUGGACAGGCCGGGUUCCUCUGGAUCCCGCCUGCAGCACUGCAGGGUGUAACUUCCUGAUUUUCUUCCCAUAGGCAUUGAUUUGGCAGUGCCUUCACCCCUCUCAGUCCUUCCCCUGGCAGGGUCACUGGGGCAGCUUGAAAGGAAAAUUCUAACCACAGAGCAACCCCCACUUACGUGCCAGAUGGUUGGAGACUCCCAAGAAAUGACAAACACACACAAUGUAUGCAAGAGUAUAUGAUAUUAAACAGGAAGUAACUAUAACAGAACAGGGUAAACACUACUGCUAGGGUCACCAGUGCCCACACUGUUAAUACCCUUCAAUUUCCCCAGUCACUUGACCUGAUAGAGCAAGAGUAAAACGCAGUGUCCCAUUGGUACAUGUACUUUGUAGGGGCCCUUGAUCACAGGCGCCAACUUUCCAAUGAGCCAGGGGGUGCUUGACCCCCAGGUCUGCCCCAGGCCCUGCUCCCACUCCACCCUUUCCUCCAAAU
Messenger RNA from Mauremys mutica (yellowpond turtle), 3502 nucleotides. Its product is annotated as maestro heat-like repeat-containing protein family member 2B. The transcript has 12 exons. Gene Ontology annotation, cellular component: cytoplasm. Bases 1973 to 2566 code for a protein of 197 amino acids. Lineage: Eukaryota; Metazoa; Chordata; Testudines; Geoemydidae. The record is from RefSeq and is a predicted model, not a curated record.